Messenger RNA from Antrostomus carolinensis (chuck-will's-widow), 768 nucleotides. RefSeq names its product gephyrin (gene GPHN). The transcript is spliced from 6 exons. The record is from RefSeq and is a predicted model, not a curated record. Gene Ontology annotation, biological process: Mo-molybdopterin cofactor biosynthetic process. Lineage: Eukaryota; Metazoa; Chordata; Aves; Caprimulgiformes; Caprimulgidae. The annotation marks the transcript as partial.
AUGAGUGUACUUCAUGUACUACAGCUAAUUCUUAGCUCCAAGCAGACAUUCUGCUGCUACACAGUAGAAUAUGGAGGAUCUGACAGGACUUAUGUUCUCUUUCAGGAGACGCUGAUAGAUUGGUGUGAUGAAAAGGAACUAAAUUUGAUUUUAACAACUGGAGGAACAGGGUUUGCACCACGAGAUGUCACUCCAGAGGCCACUAAAGAAGUAAUAGAACGAGAAGCCCCAGGGAUGGCCCUUGCAAUGCUGAUGGGAUCACUUAAUGUUACUCCUCUGGGCAUGCUCUCUAGACCUGUGUGUGGAAUCAGAGGGAAAACUCUCAUAAUUAAUCUGCCAGGUAGCAAGAAAGGGUCACAGGAAUGCUUUCAGUUUAUACUGCCAGCCCUACCUCACGCCAUUGAUCUUUUGCGGGAUGCCAUUGUAAAAGUAAAGGAGGUACAUGAUGAGCUUGAAGAUCUGCCUUCACCACCACCUCCUCUUUCUCCUCCUCCAACCACCAGCCCUCACAAGCAGACAGAAGACAAAGGAGUACAGUGUGAGGAAGAGGAGGAAGAGAAGAAAGAUAGUGGAGUUGCCUCAACAGAGGACAGUUCUUCUUCACAUAUAACGGCAGCAGCCAUUGCAGCCAAGAUUCCAGAUUCUAUCAUCUCUCGUGGUGUUCAGGUGCUCCCACGUGAUACAGCCUCCCUCAGUACUACUCCUUCAGAAUCUCCUCGUGCCCAGGCCACAUCUCGUCUCUCCACUGCAUCCUGCCCAACACCAAAA